Messenger RNA from Fusarium graminearum PH-1, 2448 nucleotides. RefSeq lists its product as uncharacterized. The transcript is spliced from 5 exons. The record is from RefSeq and is a predicted model, not a curated record. Gene Ontology annotation, biological process: intracellular copper ion homeostasis; intracellular iron ion homeostasis; chloride transport. Bases 1 to 2448 code for a protein of 815 amino acids. Gene Ontology annotation, cellular component: early endosome; endoplasmic reticulum; fungal-type vacuole. Lineage: Eukaryota; Fungi; Ascomycota; Sordariomycetes; Hypocreales; Nectriaceae. Gene Ontology annotation, molecular function: voltage-gated chloride channel activity.
AUGAACGUGCGACAAUCAUCUUUCAGCUUGGCCCCUCCUGGACCCGAGAGACGUCCCUCCGUAGUAUCACGCCUGUCGUCCGUCUUUUCCAAUGCAGAUCGAGAAGCGGGGACCACUACAUCUACAGGGGCGGGCCUCAUAGAGGAGGAGAUUGCCGAGAUUAAGAGAUAUGAAGACUUUACAACAAUAGACUGGGUCCAAGACGCCGCUCGCGAGCAAGCAAAGCGUAAGGUGCGGAGGAAGCAAGCAGCGGGCCUCUACGACAAAGGACAACCUGGCUGGCGAUAUCAGCUAUGGAAGAGUUAUGAUGCGGCGCAAGCCUGGAUUGUGGUUACCAUCAUUGGUGUUGCGAUUGGUUUGAAUGCGGCGCUUCUGAACAUCAUCACAGAAUGGCUCUCUGAUGUCAAGAUGGGUUACUGCGAGACUGGGUUUUAUUUGAACGAGAACUUUUGCUGUUGGGGAGAAGGGAAUGGAUGCGAUCAAUGGCACAGGUGGACUGGUUUCGAGCCUUUCAAUUAUUUCGUAUACCUUGUCUUUGCGUCGUUUGCACCAUAUGCUGCUGGGUCUGGUAUUUCCGAGAUCAAGUGUAUUAUUGCCGGAUUCGUUAUGAAAGGUUUCCUUGGCUGGUGGACUUUGAUCAUCAAAUCUAUCUGCCUACCUCUGGCCAUCGCAUCUGGCCUGUCGGUUGGUAAAGAAGGUCCCAGUGUGCACUACGCUGUGUGUACUGGAAAUGUUAUCUCUCGGCUAUUCGACAAGUAUAAGCGCAAUGCUUCCAAGACUAGGGAGUUCUUGAGUGCUUCGGCCGCUGCUGGUGUCGCUGUUGCUUUUGGCAGUCCUAUUGGCGGCGUCCUCUUCUCUCUUGAGGAGAUGUCUAACCAGUUUCCUCUCAAGACCCUUUGGCGCAGUUAUUUCUGCGCCUUGGUAGCAACGGCUGUUCUUGCUGCUAUGAACCCCUUCCGAACCGGUCAGCUGGUCAUGUUCCAAGUCGAGUAUAAAAACGACUGGCAUUUCUUUGAGUUACUUUUCUAUGUCUUGAUCGGUAUCUUUGGAGGACUCUAUGGAGCGUUUGUGAUCAAGUGGAAUUUGAGGGUUCAGUCCUUCCGCAAGAGGUAUUUGAAGGAUUAUGCUGUCCUCGAGGCAACUCUAUUAGCAGCUGGUACUGCCAUUAUUGCUUACCCCAACGCUUUUCUGAGGAUCGACAUGACGGAGAGUAUGGAGAUGCUUUUCUCCGAGUGCGGCCAUGGAGAAUCGUACCAUGGCCUCUGCGAGCCUAGCAAGCGGUGGUGGAACAUUACCUCACUGUUCCUAGCUACUUUCCUGCGACUAUUCCUUGUCAUUCUGUCUUAUGGAUGCAAGGUCCCGGCUGGCAUCUUUGUUCCUUCCAUGGCGGUUGGCGCAUCCUUUGGAAGAAUGGUUGGUAUUAUUGUCCAAGCUAUUCACGAGGCCAAUCCUACCAGCGUCUUCUUCUCCGCAUGCAAGCCAGACGAGCCUUGUAUCACGCCCGGCACAUACGCCCUACUUGGUGCCGCCGCCGCGCUGAGCGGCAUCAUGCAUAUCACCAUUUCUGUGGUGGUUAUUAUGUUUGAGCUUACUGGUGCUCUCAAUUACAUUCUCCCAACAAUGAUUGUUGUCGGUGUCACCAAGGCCGUCAGUGAGUUGUUUGGCAAGGGAGGCAUUGCUGAUAGGAUGAUAUGGUUCAGCGGGAUGCCGUUCCUCGACAGUAAAGAGGAACAUAAUUUUGGCGUACCCGUUUCAGCAGUCAUGAGGACCUCGGUUGUAUCGAUGCCCGUUCAUGGGCUGACCCUAGGCGAAGUCCAGCGUCUUCUUGCUGACGACAGAUAUCAAGGCUUCCCCGUAGUGGAAGAUAAGCACACCAAGGUUCUUAUCGGCUACAUCGGCAGCAUAGAAUUGCGCUAUGCCAUCGACAAGAUGAGUCGAACAUCACCUUUGUCCGAGACGUCAAGGUGUACGUUUGCACCAUCAUCGUCAAACCUAUCAACUACGUCGCUUCAUGGCGACUCAUCGCAUUCCUCGACCCUCGACUUCAGCAGAUAUGUCGACUCAACACCAGUCACAGCUCAUCCAAGAUUACCCCUGGAAACCGUCAUGGAACUGUUUCAAAAGAUCGGCCCUCGUGUUAUCCUCAUAGAAUACCAUGGCAAGCUCACUGGUCUUGUGACAGUCAAAGAUUGCCUGAGGUAUCAGUUCAAGGUUGAAGCAGCCGAGAACCCCAAGGAUAACCACCGCAUGGAAGAAGGACAAGAACAAUUAUGGAACCUCCUCCUUAGGGCCGGCAACUGGUUCUCUUGCAGAGUUUCGAGAUACUCUGGGGGCCGGAUACGCUUGAGUAGCAGCUCUGGUGAUGAACGACCCCUGGGUAGAGGGCAGAUCCUGGAUGGUGACGAAGAAGUGCUGGACGAAGGCGUCGAGCUGGAGAGCCGGCGAUAG